AUGGCAGCUGAGGGGCCCUGCGCCAGCCUCACCCUGGCCCCGGAGGAGCCUCCCGCCAGCCUCACCCUGGCCCCGGAGGAGCCUCCUGCCAGCCCAGAGCAGGAGUUGAGUGACUGCGGCGCGACAGACACCAGCAGCUCCGCAUUCUCCUGUGGGGCCAGCAGCUCCCCCGUGGAGUCUGGCAGCCCUGUCUUUGAAGGCUCCUUCUUUGGAGACACCCCCAGUGCCCAGGUGUCGUGGCCUGAGGAGGAGGAGCAGGAUUUCUGCCCUGAGGAAGACAUCAUCUUGGUGAUCCAGCAGCACCUGCAGGGCAGAGCUGAGGCUCUGCACAACCACUAUUCGCGGAGCCUGGACACCAUCCUCAGGGACCGCCUAACAGAGACCCCCACCGUGGAGAAGCUGCAGCACCUCCUGGAGCACAUCCAUCGCUCUCUCCUGGCAAAGAACACCCAGGAGAGAGCCAGGGCCGUCCAGACCAGCGCGGCCCUGCUCCAGUUUGCCACCUCCCUGCCUGGAUUUGACACCUCCUCCACCUUCUCUAAGGCAGGUGAAUUUGUGCUGCAGCUGGGUCUCUGUGUAACCCAUCCAGCCAGUGACAUCAGUCGGCAAGCCAGGGGUGGGAUCUAUUGGCUGCACAAGCUCCUGCUCCAGAAGAGGGGGCUCAACACCAGCAAGGCAGCAGACCUGUGGUGCCGGGACGGGCUCCAUGACCCCAAGCGCCUGGGAUAUAGAAAUCUGGCUAGGGUGGGAGAGGUCUUUGGAGAAAUAUUCAGCGAAGACCAGAAGAGCAGUUUCCUCCAGGCGGGCCUGCUGGCCAUCCACCACCCCCUCCACCACAUCAGCCAUGCUGGCCUGCUGCUGACCUAUUCCAUCUUGGGGGAAGCCGGCCAGCUGCUAGAGGACGAGGGGGACAUUACAUCCAAAAUCAUGGGACAGCUAUUUAAUAUCAGGGUCUUGGGCCAGGUGCCCGACGCCCUGCAGGGGCUGUGCUCCAUGGGGCAGGAUUGAAGACCCCCCCCCUCGCAUGACCAGCUCGGACCCCCUGCCACAGCCUCUCUCCAGGCCCUCCACCCACCCGCUGCACAGCAUUGCCUCCUUCUCCUCCUGAUCUUCCCCAACCCCUCCGAUUUCGACUACAUGGCUUCAACCUUUGCGUGGAUAUGGACUUUGGCUCGUACUUCUGACCACCCGGCUUCGACCUCCGGCCUGGACAUGGACACUGGCUCUGGUUCUGCCUGCACAUACUCAACACCUGGCAGCAGUAGACAGGCCCCACCAUUAAUCAAACCCUAACCCUGCCCCAUGACUCCUUAGUCCCUCCCACCUGUCACCGGAAGUCCCACCCCAUGGGGUAUUACUUCGUGGUCAAGGCAGCCACAUGACUGGAAGCCAGGUGUGUCAUGUGACCCCUCUAAGAACUCCUCCCACCACCUUCUACCAAUCAGGAUGG
Mauremys reevesii (Reeves's turtle) is the source of this 1450-nucleotide messenger RNA. RefSeq lists its product as uncharacterized. Bases 1 to 1008 code for a protein of 335 amino acids. Lineage: Eukaryota; Metazoa; Chordata; Testudines; Geoemydidae. Gene Ontology annotation, cellular component: cytoplasm. The transcript is spliced from 9 exons. The record is from RefSeq and is a predicted model, not a curated record.